GACACCGGCCACAUGUCUGUGAUCUGUGCAAUUUCUGAUCCAAGUAGUUGCAUUAUUUACGUCAGCAAACGGCAGAGUUUUCUGUUUAGUGUGGCUACGGCUGUUAGUUAUAUUGUUUGGCUUGUGCGAAAUCAGUCAGCUUGAAAUUAGGAGGAGAGUAUCUAAUUCAAAAGUAGAAUGAUUGGUGAUUUGAAAAAGGACGAUUUAAGUCGGGUACCGGAAACCAUAAGUUUCCCGGCUGAGGAGGAGCAUGUCUUGUCCUAUUGGAAGUCUGAGCGAAUUUUUGAGAAUUGCUCGAAAUUAUCUAAGGGAAAGCCCAGAUACACAUUCUACGAUGGGCCACCUUUCGCUACGGGUCUUCCCCAUUACGGACACAUCCUGGCCGGAACAAUCAAGGACAUUGUCACAAGAUACGCUUAUCAGCAAGGGUAUCAUGUCGAACGUCGAUUUGGGUGGGAUUGUCAUGGAUUACCAGUCGAAUAUGAAAUAGAUAAAACGCUGGGUAUUCGCGGACCGGAGGACGUCGAGAAAAUGGGAAUUGCAGCGUAUAAUAAAGAGUGCAGGAAGAUUGUAAUGCGUUACGCCGACGAGUGGGAGCAGAUAGUGAGCAGAAUGGGUCGCUGGAUCGAUUUCUGCAAUGAUUAUAAGACGUUAUAUCCGUGGUAUAUGGAGUCGAUCUGGUGGAUAUUCAAGCAAAUGUUUUCGAAGGGGUUGGUUUACCAAGGUGUUAAGGUCAUGCCAUAUUCCACUGCCUGUACUACGCCACUUUCUAACUUCGAAUCUGGUCAGAACUAUAAGGAAAUCGUCGAUCCGUCAAUCACAGUAAGCUUUAGAUUAGUAGACUCCCCUGAUGAUACGAGCUUGCUUAUUUGGACUACCACCCCAUGGACUAUACCAUCGAAUCUGGCUGUAUGUGUUAACCCAAAUAUGACCUACGUCAAAGUACGUGAAAAUGAGACAAAACGGUUGUACAUCUUGGCUGAGAGCCGUCUUGAAUUCAUUUUUAAAACGGCCGACGCGUAUACGAUCCUAGAAACGUUCCCUGGUAAGAAGCUUGCUAAUUUGAAGUACCACCCGGUUUUCUCGUAUUUUGUUGACUAUGGCAAGCGUAUGAAUGCAUUCCGUGUUUUACUCGAUGACUAUGUGACAGAGGAUUCUGGUACGGGCGUUGUUCAUCAGGCUCCAUACCAUGGUGAGGACGAUUAUCGGGUAUCACUCGCUAACGGUGUCAUAGCCAAAGACAGUGAAGUUAUUUGCCCAAUCGAUGAUGUUGGGAAGUUCACUGCGCAAGUGAAGGAUUUCGAAGGGCAAUAUUUUAAGGACGCAAACAAAAAUAUUGUUGCCAUGAUAAAGGAGCGUGGGAAUCUGUUUAAUGCCGGUCAAGUUAAGCAUAGUUAUCCCUUCUGUUGGCGAUCAGACACGCCACUCAUUUACAAGGCUGUCCCGUCCUGGUUCAUCCGGGUUGAGCACAUGAGCCAGAGUCUUUUGAACUGUAGCUCUCAGACCUACUGGGUUCCAGAGUUCGUUAAAGAAAAACGUUUUGGCAAUUGGUUGAAGGAGGCUAGAGAUUGGGCCGUCAGUCGAAACCGCUAUUGGGGUACCCCAAUCCCAAUUUGGAUGACACCUGAUGGCGAGGAGGUAAUUUGCAUAGGCAGUAUUAAGGAGCUCGAACAGCUUUCCGGGCGGAAAGUGACUGAUUUACAUCGUGAAAGUAUCGACGAUAUAGAAAUCCCCUCGUCAAGACCAGGAUGUCCACCACUCAGGCGGGUGAAGGAAGUCUUCGAUUGUUGGUUUGAAUCCGGAUCAAUGCCUUUCGCUCAGCAGCAUUUCCCCUUCGAGAAUGAAAAGGACUUCAUGAACUGCUUCCCAGCCGACUUUGUUGCAGAAGGUAUCGAUCAAACCCGCGGCUGGUUCUAUACGCUAAUAGUUGUCUCUACGGCCCUGUUCAACAAGCCUCCAUUCAAAAACUUGAUAGCAAGCGGAUUAGUCCUCGCUGCUGAUGGCCAGAAAAUGUCCAAGCGUAAAAAGAACUAUCCAGAUCCUAUGGUGGUAGUGGAUAAGUACGGGGCAGACGCACUAAGGUUAUAUUUAAUUAAUUCACCAGUUGUGAGGGCUGAAAAUUUACGGUUCAAGGAGGAAGGCGUACGUGACAUCAUCAAGGACGUAUUUCUUCCUUGGUAUAAUGCAUACCGAUUCUUUGUGCAGAAUGUUACGCGUUUGGAGAAAGAGGAGCACUGUGAGUACUUUUACGAUCACGAAAGACAUGUGGCUGGUGUGAAAAAUGCGAAAAUUAUGGAUGUUUGGAUCCUGUCAUUCAAGGAGAGCUUGCUUGACUUUAUUACCAAGGAGAUGGUGGCUUAUCGUCUCUACACAGUCGUUCCUAGGCUGACUAAAUUUAUAGAUCAGCUUACAAAUUGGUAUGUUCGAUUGAAUCGGCGUCGCAUAAAGGGUGAGACUGGAAAGGUUGAAUGUAUUCAAUCCUUGGAUACAUUGUUCGAUAUUCUCAUGUCCAUGGCCAAAGUAAUGGCACCUUUCACUCCAUUUUUAUCUGAGUAUAUCUAUCAAAGGUUGAAUUUACUGAUGCGCACAAAAGAGAAGGGGUCCGUUCAUUAUCAAAUGAUACCCGCUGCCAAUAGGUCGCUUAUCAAAACUGCUGUCGAACUAGCUGUUUCCAGGAUGCAAACAGUCAUCGAAUUGGGCCGUGUUAUGCGUGAUCGAAGAACUUUGCCCGUCAAGUAUCCGGUCCAAGAAAUCAUCAUCAUUCAUAAGGAUAACAAAUACUUAGAUGAUGUAAGAAGCCUGGAGAGCUUCAUUCUAGGUGAAUUGAAUGUACGUAAACUGGUCACAACAUCAGACAAGGAAAAGUAUGGAAUCACGCUACGUGCGGAGCCCGAUCAUAAGUCAUUAGGACAACGACUGAAGGGUGACUUCAAAGCUGUUAUGGCUGCAAUCAAAAAUCUCACUGAUGCGGAGAUUCAAACACAUCUUUCAGCAAACUGCUUCAAGAUCCUAGGACACGAGAUUGACUUAAGCGAAGUCCGUAUAAUUUAUAAGAUUUCCGAUAAUUUGGGGGCGAAUUUCGAAGCUCAUAGCGACAAUGAUGUCCUGGUUUUGAUGGAUAUGACUCCCAACGAGGAGCUGAUGGAGGAAGGUGUUGCACGUGAAAUAAUUAACCGCAUCCAGAAGCUUAAAAAGAAAGCACAACUCGUCCCUACUGACCCUGUUCUGAUUUUCUACAAAAUUUCAUCCGAUUCCAACAACCAAUUGACGAAAGUUACAGAGAAGUACAAGGCGUUCAUUGAAACUACGGUCAAGUCGCCAUUCCAAGUAUAUAGUGCCGAAACUACAGGAAAGAAGCGUAUGAUCAUCGAAGAAUCCUUCGAUUUGAAAGAUGCUAAUUUAAAUAUCGUCAUUUGUUCAGUGGAGGAUCAACAACUGCCAAACAUUCCAUGGACGAAUGUUCAAUUGGAAGGAUUAAUUGAACCACGAUAUCAAAGCGGCCGAGAAGGGAUGAUUUUACUACAACAUCCCGAUGGAAAGGCACUAAGCCUGGAGGAGUUCAAAUCUGAGAUUCGCAGAUUAUUUGGACUUUACGGUAUCGAGUUUACACUGGAAUGCAACAAGAAGAUCAUCACGAAUUUGCCAGAUGUCCAGUCCAAAGUUGUCCUUGUGCGCAAAACUUCUGGAAUUACGAAAAGCGAACCACGUGUCGAAAAUGUUAACGCUGCUCACGCUGUGCCAGUUUGUAAAUUUAAUAAUUAUGAAUUCGACGGGAAGAAAUUUACUAUAUUGUUGGAGAAUCCAAAAGGAUCACCAUUGGAUCAUGAUGAGAAAUAUCUUAAUUGUCUCCUUAAUAAAGUGUUCCAACGCUGCGACGGGGUGGGAGAUCAAAGAUUGUUGAAGAAGUAGGAGCAUUUUUUUUUCAUUAAUAAAUUUUUUUUGCAUAUUUUGUUAAUUUAUUGAAAUCUGUAAGAUAUGAAUACUGAGUUUGAUAAGGAUUUGUUCAGUUUGUUCAACUUUGAUAUUGAAAUAAAAAAAUAAAGAUCAAAAAUGGA
Molecule: messenger RNA, 4055 nt
Organism: Hermetia illucens (black soldier fly)
Lineage: Eukaryota; Metazoa; Arthropoda; Insecta; Diptera; Stratiomyidae
Gene: IleRS
Product: isoleucine--tRNA ligase, cytoplasmic
Exons: 3
Coding region: 178-3909 (1243 amino acids)
Biological process (GO): isoleucyl-tRNA aminoacylation
Molecular function (GO): ATP binding; aminoacyl-tRNA deacylase activity; isoleucine-tRNA ligase activity
Source: RefSeq, a predicted model, not a curated record